ACGGUUUGGUGGGUCUUCGUCAAAAUUGUUUCGUUUUGGCUUCUGGUUUUUAUUGUGUGCCACAUAAAAUUCUACUAGCUCCAUGAAUAUAAUAAGGCAUAGACUUGGCUGGACUUUAUAGACUCCUCUCUGUCUCUUUGCUUUCUUGAGCACUGAAAGAUAAGCUAAGGGUAAUUUCUGAGCCGUCUACAUAGAAACAUUGCAAGGAGUUUGAUUAUUGAGUCAUGGACAAUACUGGAGGUGGUUCUUUCAUGAGGAACAGGAGAUUGGAGAGCUUCUUCGAUACAAAUUCCACUCCAAAUGGGAAACAAACCCCAAAUAUUUGGGUGAGGGAAGAAGUGGUAAAAAGUCCCAAGAGUGAUGUUUAUGUUGAAGAUGAUGGGUGGAUUUCUGUAUUGAUAUCUUGUGUAAGGAUUGUGGUUUGUUUUUUGUCAAUGAUGGUCACAACAUUCAUUUGGUCCUUGAUCUUGCUCUUGCUCUUACCAUGGCCUUAUGAGAGGAUCAGGCAGGGAAAUAUUUAUGGGCAUGUUACUGGUAGAAUGCUGAUGUGGAUCUUAGGGAAUCCUAUCAGGAUUGAAGGCACCGAAUUUUCAAAUGAGAGGGCCAUUUAUGUCUGCAACCAUGCUUCUCCUAUAGACGUUUUCCUUAUGAUGUGGUUGACUCCCACGGGCACUGUUGGCAUUGCAAAGAAAGAGAUCAUAUGGUACCCUUUAUUUGGACAACUUUAUGUAUUGGCAAACCAUCUUCGAAUAGAUCGCUCCAACCCUUCUGCAGCUAUUCAAUCCAUGAAGGAGGUAGCUUAUGCAGUAGUGAAAAACAACCUGUCACUCGUCAUUUUUCCUGAGGGAACUAGAUCAAAAAAUGGACGAUUACUACCCUUUAAAAAGGGUUUUGUUCAUUUAGCAUUGCAAACGCGCCUCCCAAUAGUUCCAAUGGUCUUUACAGGCACCCAUGAUGCAUGGAGGAAAGGCGGCUUACAUGUUCGGCCAGCGCCUAUAACAGUCAAGUAUCUCCGGCCAAUAAAAACUGAUGAUUGGACAGAUGACAAGGUUAAUGACUAUGUCAGACUGCUCCAUGACAUAUAUGUUGAAAACCUUCCAGAGGCACAAAGGCCUCUUCAUUAGAAGGUACCAGAAGCAGUCACAUUUCAUGGUUGAGGCAUUUCUUUUUUGUAAUUUAAUAGUCUUGGAAAGUCUCAUGUUAAUAGCUAUUAAAAAUAAUCAUGGUGUCACUUCUCGAGUCUAGGCCACAACGGGUCUGGGUUCAUUGCACAUCCUAUUACCUGUUGAGCCGUACUUUAUAGCCUAGACCUAGCACCAAGUUCCUUGUGAUUUUUUUAUUUACAUCUUAGAUAUACAAAAAUCUCUUAUGACCUAUCACAUUCCAUUUUAUUAAUAUAUAUGUAUGAUAUAUUUGCCUCA
Populus euphratica (Euphrates poplar) is the source of this 1421-nucleotide messenger RNA. Its product is annotated as 1-acyl-sn-glycerol-3-phosphate acyltransferase-like. Gene Ontology annotation, molecular function: 1-acylglycerol-3-phosphate O-acyltransferase activity. The transcript is spliced from 6 exons. NCBI's taxonomy places the organism in Eukaryota, Viridiplantae, Streptophyta, Magnoliopsida, Malpighiales, Salicaceae. Bases 225 to 1124 code for a protein of 299 amino acids. Gene Ontology annotation, cellular component: membrane; endoplasmic reticulum. Gene Ontology annotation, biological process: phosphatidic acid biosynthetic process. The record is from RefSeq and is a predicted model, not a curated record.